Pelmatolapia mariae (spotted tilapia) is the source of this 1695-nucleotide messenger RNA. RefSeq names its product suppressor of IKBKE 1 (gene sike1). The transcript has 5 exons. NCBI's taxonomy places the organism in Eukaryota, Metazoa, Chordata, Actinopteri, Cichliformes, Cichlidae. The record is from RefSeq and is a predicted model, not a curated record. The coding region runs from base 315 to 956 and encodes 213 amino acids.
UAGGAGAAGAAGAAGAAGGAAGCGUCGCUAACAGUUUAGUUUUACACGGAAACGUCAGUUUCUGAAACAGUAAUAUUCUAGUAAUGUAGUCAUAUUUUGAUCUGAGUGUCUGGUACUUGCCCUGUCUGCCGACACAGCAUUAGUUAAGUAGCGAAACAGUAAGGAUAUUUAUGUUUCUAUAAUGGCACCGAGCUGCCUCGGCUAAGGUUAUAUAGCCCAGGUAAGCAACGGCUGCGAGUUGUUUUCGCUCGACUAGCUAGUUUUGUAGUAGCUUUUCUACGUAGCGUAAAAAAAGAGCUGUCACUUUCCAGUAAAUGGCCUGCACUUUAGAAAAAGUGCUGGCCGAUACUCGGACCCUUCUCGAGAGGCUAAAAGAGCACGACACAGCCGCCGAGGGACUGAUAGAGCAGUCCGAGGCCCUAAAUCAGAGAGUGCAGGGCAUGAGAGAGGUGGGAAAUGCUCUGCCAGACAAGCACACAGAUGACAGUUCAGAGAUACAGGAGCUCACGAAAUACAAACCUCAUGUCCUUCUGACUCAGGAAAACACUCAAAUCAAGGAACUGCAGCGGGAGAAUAAAGAACUAUGGGUGUCUCUUGAAGAACACCAGUAUGCGCUGGAGUUGAUCAUGUGUCGGUAUCGCAAGCAUGUGCUCCAGCUGAUGAUGGCAAAGAAGGAGCUGGACACCAAACCCGUGCUCAGCCUCCAUGAGGACCAUGCCAAAGAAGUGCAGAGCCAAGUGGAGCGGAUAUGCGAGAUGGGCCAGGUGAUGAGAAGAGCAGUGCAGGUGGAUGAUAAGCACUAUUGCUGUGUUCGAGAGAGGCUUGCUCAGCUAGAGAUUGAGAACAAGGAGCUGCGCGAUCUCCUGGAAAUCAGCAAGAGCUCUGUGAAGACAACUAGCCAGUCACUAGCAGCAGAAGAAGGAGAAGAAUCUCCUCUGCCAGGGUCUACCGAGUGACCUGAAGUACAGCUGGGAUGAGGUUCCACAGGACCAGGAGAGGGGGCUGAUUGUGUCUUCACCUGUGUUCACCACCACAUUAUAGAUAUUGUUAUUUUAAUUUUAUUUUUUUACAUGUAAUGAAAUGCAGUCCAGCAUGAGGUUAUCACUCACGAUACACAUGUACUGCAGCAAAGGCAGUAAAAGCAAAGGGGAUUUCUUUAGUUUUUAGCCAAAGACACUUUUAUUCUCCAAGGAUACAGUUUCUACCUCUUUGCUGUUCACACACACAAACUUUCACAGUGAGUAAAAAGCACCCAAAACCAGCCCAACCUUUGAGUUCACUUGAAAUCUAUUAAGAAGCCAACUUGUAGUCCACACCAUAUAAGAAGCUGUGCUUGCUGCCAAUAAGAUAACUUUUGGCAGUUUUACACUUUGCCUGCUGAGGAGUAACAGUGGAACCUUUGUUGUGAUGUUUUGGGUUUGAUAUGUUUGAUAGUCUCAAUAUAUAACAUGGUUUUCAUGUUUUGGUACCUUAAUUCUGUGUGUUAGACACAAGUUGUACAGUUUGCAGAUUCAGAGUAUUGCAUACCAGCUAAUGGCUCUUUGUUAGUGAGAACACUUUCAAACAUGCCAAGGUUUUUUGUGUAAUGGAUACCAUGUUUGUACACUGUAUGUUGUCAGAAACUGUAUUUUGUCAUCUUAGGAAAUCAUGUUAGAUGACUUUACGACAGUGUACUGAUUUGUGUCAAAUUAAACU